Messenger RNA from Protobothrops mucrosquamatus (brown spotted pit viper), 1668 nucleotides. It is a transcript of the gene TXLNA, whose product is annotated as taxilin alpha. Gene Ontology annotation, molecular function: syntaxin binding. The transcript is spliced from 10 exons. The coding region runs from base 1 to 1668 and encodes 555 amino acids. The record is from RefSeq and is a predicted model, not a curated record. Lineage: Eukaryota; Metazoa; Chordata; Lepidosauria; Squamata; Viperidae.
AUGAAGAACCAAGAUGGCGAAAGCAAAGCUUCUCUUCCACCCCCCAGCCCUUGCAAAAUAAGGGGUGUUCUGGGGCCAGAAGAUAGUGACUUAGCUGAGGCUCCUGGGGGCAUUGCAGGAAGUGGAGAUUGUCACCACCAACUUGGCCUCUCUGGCUUGAAACACUUUGCUGAUGAUAGGCUUGAAAUGCCAGUGAACGAGGAGCAGAGGAAGAAAGAAGAGGGUCCAGUCCCGGAUGUUUCUGAAGAGCUGAGCAGACAGCUGGAGGACAUUCUGAGCACUUAUUGCAGGGACUCCAACCAGGAAGCCCCUGGAGAGGACAACGGCCAGAAUGAGCCUGUGGAGCUGGAUGAGCCAGAGAAGUGCCGAAGCGAGUCCCCCCGGAACGGGGACCAGGAGCAAAGCUGCCCUGAGAUAAACGGCGAGAAGGAGGGUCCCAGGGGAAUCAGCGAUGAGAGUGGAGAGCGUGACCACAAACGCGUCCAGGAGAAAAAGAAGCCCAGAGGACUUGGCAAGGAGAUCACUCUUCUGAUGCAGACCCUCAACACCCUCAGUACGUCUGAGGAGAAGCUGGCAGCCCUCUGCAAGAAAUACGCGGAACUGCUGGAAGAGCACCGAAACUCUCAGAAGCAGAUGAAAAUACUGCAGAAGAAGCAGACUCAGCUGGUGCAGGAGAAGGACCAUCUCCGAAGUGAGCACAACAAGGCCGUUUUGGCUCGUACCAAAUUGGAAAGCCUGUGCCGGGAGCUACAAAGACAUAACCGCACUCUCAAGGAGGAGGGCGUCCAGCGAGCUCGCGAGGAGGAAGAGAAGCGGAAGGAGGUAACCUCCCACUUCCAGGUGAUGCUCAAUGACAUCCAGCUGCAGAUGGAACAGCACAACGAACGCAAUUCCAAACUGCGCCAGGAGAACAUGGAACUGGCCGAAAGGCUGAAGAAGCUCAUAGAGCAGUACGAACUGCGAGAGGAGCACAUCGACAAGGUCUUCAAGCACAAGGACCUGCAGCAGCAGUUGGUGGACGCCAAGCUCCAGCAGGCUCAGGAGAUGCUGAAAGAGGCGGAGGAGAGGCACCAGCGGGAAAAGGACUUUCUGCUGAAAGAGGCCGUGGAGUCCCAAAGGAUGUGUGAGUUGAUGAAGCAACAGGAAGCGCAUCUUAAACAGCAGCUGGCUCUUUAUACAGAGAAGUUUGAAGAGUUCCAGAACACCCUUUCCAAAAGCAGCGAAGUGUUCACCACGUUCAAGCAAGAAAUGGAGAAGAUGACCAAGAAGAUCAAGAAGCUGGAGAAAGAAACGACGAUGUACAGGUCCCGGUGGGAAAGCAGCAACAAAGCCCUUCUAGAAAUGGCGGAAGAGAAAACCCUCCGGGACAAAGAGCUGGAAGGGCUCCAAGUGAAGAUUCAGCGCCUUGAGAAGCUGUGUCGGGCCCUGCAGACGGAACGCAACGACCUGAAUAAAAAGGUCCAAGAUCUGUGUGCCUUUGCGUCUCUGACCACAGGGACAGAGGACCAGCCCCACGGCGUCCCAGAUGAGCUGGCCCUGCAGGGCCCCAGGGCAGGAGAGGGCUUUGGUCUGGCCCAGGCAGCGGGCCCCCCUGAGCAGCCUGGGGCACUGAGCAUAGGAAUGGCAGCCGGGCAGCCAGCAGAGGAAGCUGCUAACUCUGCUCAGUAA